AAUAUAUGAUGUUUUGUUUUUUAAAAUUCCAAAUAUAUUUCAGGUUGUCUAACUAAAGAUGUUGAGAAGCAAUGAGGACUGGCUAAAAGGAUGUAAAGAUCUCAACUGUUGGUGGGUGUCCAAGGUCGAGACAAGGAAGCCACUAUGAUUUCACUGGUUUGAUCAAACUCUACCAAAGAGGUGGGGUUUUCAAGUGACUGCAGGCGAAUGAAUGUGAUUGUGACUCGAGCAAGAAGAUAGUGUUGCCUUGUCUGCGUUCCGAAACAAUAAGUGACAGAUGAUUCUUAAAGCAAUUCAUGGAGUACUUUGAGGAGCAUGGCUAGUAUCUGAGUAGCUCUGCAUACUGUAAUGAAUACGUAAAGAACUUGAAGGAAUAAGAUUCUGUCCCCAACUCAGGGCAUUUCAGUUUAUUGCCUAAUUUGCUACAUCUAUAUUCAGGAGCUCAGGAAAAUGGGUAGUAGGAUGUUCUUAUAAAGAUUAAUUUUUAUUUGUUGUUAUUUAUCUAGAAAGUCAGCAGAAAAUAUGGUGCUAGGCAUCCCGAUCAUCCUUGUUUUAUUAUUUUUUGAACUUAGGUGAUGAUGUCUUUGUAGUGGCUUGAUGAGUUUUUACAAGCAAUGUGUUGUAUGGAUUGGAUUACCACUUUAUACUCUCUUUAAAUGAACAACAGAAGCGAAGCAGUAAUGGCUAUGGUGGGAGACAAGACGAAGAAGAAAUCGACUGCUGUGACUUUGCAACAGUUCAUCUCCAAUAUGACUCCUUUAAUCGAUUUGGAGAAGGAAGCUGAGAUAUCAGCCUCUAUUUCUUCAUGUGCAUCAAGAAAUCAAGAAAUUUGGAUAAUGCUCAGAAGAGGGGCUUCACUAUUCUGAAUUUGAAGUGUCUCGAUGUUCAGACAGGGUUGAUGGGGAAAACACUGCUUGAGUUUCAAUGAGUAGUGGUGGGUGCUCUUACAUUUUUUAUGGUUUUAGUGCCAUAGAAUAUAGACCUUAUGAAUCUUAUGCCAGUCAACUUUGAUUCACAUAUGUUGUCAUAUCUUCUUGACAAGCAUGAACGCAAUAAACUUUGAUUCUGUAAUCAAAUUUUAUUAAGACUUACUGGGUUAAGGUUGUCAAUCUGUAUAAGGGUCAUGAUAGAUCUGCUUCAGAUGUGAAAUAGAAUAAAAGAAGGAUGAAUAAGACAGAAAAAUCAAUGAAGGUGAAGCUGAGAUUGAUAUUUCACAUGGAAAGAGACUUACUCAAAGUGGAGUCCAAGGUUCUGAUACUGGAAUUAUUGCAUUACCCAUAUACUACACAGGUAUUAAAGACUGUACUGUGCUAUAUUCAGUUGCAUUUUUUCUCCACUAACCAAAUAUCUUUCCUUCCUCUUCUUCCAUUCCUUUCACAAACUGACCAAUACAUGAUGUAGUUAUAUUGAAACCAAAUAAGAGCUGAAUAGGAUCUCCUUUGCUUUGGCAAGCAAGGUGCAAUUUACCUGUUAAAGGAUUUCUCAAUCACUGUUGCAUUCGAUCGCAUCCCUGAAGCAGGUUUAAAUAGUCCCUUAACCAGAAAAAGUGGCAAAUGAGUUAUUGAUUCAAAGUGAAAAGUUCUAAGUACGGACUUUGGGAAUCAGAUGGAAGCCAGACUUUGAUUCAUUCUGCCUCACCUCUAAAAUUCUGAACCAGAGAGAUGGUGAUCCCAAUUAAUUUAUCUGUGCCGGUUGUUGACGUGCCAAAAUGGAUGGAGUGGCCAUCUAUCCAAAUGAGGUGAGAUAGAUCACCAAGUCUUCGUAGAAAUUGACUAGGUUCGAAGGGUCAGUUAAGCGUGGGGAAGGUGUUAGGCACCCCACAAACUUCCAUAUAAAUAUGGUUACCACAUACUUUAAUUUUGAGGUAUUUUUCAAUUUUUAUAAAAUAAUAAUUAUCAA
This is a messenger RNA of Rubroshorea leprosula, 1899 nucleotides long. The record is from the annotation of a GenBank genome assembly. NCBI's taxonomy places the organism in Eukaryota, Viridiplantae, Streptophyta, Magnoliopsida, Malvales, Dipterocarpaceae.